Rubroshorea leprosula is the source of this 2505-nucleotide messenger RNA. Lineage: Eukaryota; Viridiplantae; Streptophyta; Magnoliopsida; Malvales; Dipterocarpaceae. The record is from the annotation of a GenBank genome assembly.
UAUUUCAAUUCCAUCUGUUCAUUUCGGGUCUGCAUUAGUUGUUGUCUUCUUCUGGAAUAACUCAUGUUUCCCAUUAUCCUUUUCUUAAUGAAUUUCUAAAUUAAUAUAUCUCUAAAACAAUUUGAAACCUUAUUUUUUGGAUUCAUCCUGGUUGUUUUUGAGUAAAGAAAUUGCCAAAUUGGUUUUCAAAGGGUUUGGUUUUUGUUGUGAUGUAUACAAGAGGGAUGUUCUUCCAUACCUAGUGUGUCUGACGAAAGCAAUCUUCUACAGCCGCCACGUUUUCUUUCUUAAAGCACUGUCUCUCUUAUGUUCUGAUAUUGAAAAAAAGCAAAGGUCUUUGGGGUUUUGUUUGAAGAGAGAGACAUGGAAGCUGUUGUGCAAACCAGGGGGCUUCUCUCACUACCCCCAAAACCCACUGCAGCCAGGAGGCUUCUUCAGCCAUCACAGGCGCUAAAGCAGAGGCUUUUUGCCACAAAACCUGUAAGUUUUAAUGGGUUGUCUCUUUCUUCAAAUGGAUAUCAGAAAUUACCUGCCUUUGUGUCAAAAUCACAUGGGUUGUACCCAAAGGAGAGGUCUUUGCACAUCUGCAAGGCAGAGGCUGCUGCUGCUGAUGGACAGCCUCUGUUUGAGGAGAAGCCUAAGUUCUUGGGCAUGGAGACAGUGACUCUGAAGAAAAUUAUCCCUCUUGGGUUGAUGUUUUUCUGCAUCCUUUUCAAUUACACAAUCCUCAGGGACACAAAGGAUGUGUUGGUCGUGACAGCUAGGGGGAGCAGUGCGGAGAUUAUUCCAUUUCUUAAGACCUGGGUUAAUUUGCCCAUGGCUGUUGGGUUCAUGUUGCUGUACACGAAAUUGGCUAAUGUUUUGCCUAAACAAGCUCUUUUCUACAGUGUGAUUGUGCCCUUCAUUGCCUUUUUCGGGGCAUUUGGGUUCCUUUUGUAUCCUCUCAGCAAUCACAUCCAUCCUCAAGCCCUUGCUGAUAGGCUUCUUGCUGUUCUUGGCCCGAGGUUUCUUGGUCCACUUGCAAUUAUGAGGAUUUGGAGCUUCUGUUUGUUCUAUGUUAUGGCUGAGCUUUGGGGCAGUGUGGUGAUUUCUGUUCUGUUUUGGGGGCUUGCCAAUCAGAUAACUACCGUUGAGGAAGCAAAAAGAUUCUACCCCCUCUUUGGCCUUGGAGCCAAUAUUGCACUCAUUUUCUCUGGCCGAACUGUAAAGUAUUUCUCUAAUUUGAGGCAAAAUUUGGGUCCUGGGGUUGACGGUUGGGCGAUCUCUUUAAAGGGAAUGAUGGGCAUUGUGGUGUUGAUGGGGCUUGCAAUCUGUGGCCUUUAUUGGUGGGUGAAUGCUUAUGUUCCACUUCCAACACGUAGUAAGAAGAAGAAGGAGAAACCCAAGAUGGGAACGAUGGAGAGCUUAAAAUUCUUGGUCUCAUCAAAAUACAUUAGGGAUCUUGCAACUUUGGUGGUUGCAUACGGUAUAAGCAUCAACCUUGUUGAAGUUACUUGGAAAUCAAAGCUAAAAGCUCAGUUUCCAAGCCCGAACGAGUAUUCAUCUUUCAUGGGUGACUUCUCAACUGCUACUGGAAUAGCAACAUUCACAAUGAUGUUGCUGAGUCAAUUCAUAUUUGAUAAAUACGGAUGGGGAGUUGCAGCCAAAAUCACACCCACGGUCCUGCUUCUCACUGGUGUUGGUUUCUUUUCUUUGAUAUUGUUUGGAGACCCACUCACACCUACUCUUGCGAAGUUUGGUAUGACUCCUCUUCUAGCAGCUGUAUAUGUGGGUGCCAUGCAAAACAUUUUCAGCAAGAGUGCAAAAUACAGCUUGUUUGAUCCUUGCAAGGAAAUGGCCUAUAUUCCCUUGGAUGAGGAAACCAAGGUUAAAGGGAAGGCAGCCAUUGAUGUCGUUUGCAAUCCACUGGGCAAGUCCGGGGGUGCUCUCAUUCAGCAGUUUAUGAUCUUAACCUUCGGAUCACUUGCAAAUUCUACACCUUACCUUGGAGGGAUACUUCUUUUGAUUGUGUCUGCAUGGCUAGGGGCAGCCAAGUCUCUGGAUGGACAGUUCACUGCUCUGCGAAGGGAAGAGGAACUUGAGAAGGAAAUGGAGAGGGCAACUGUUAAGAUCCCUGUAGUGUCUGAAAGCAGAAAUGGAUCUGUUACUUCAUCACUGAACCCUGCAGCAGACGACACAUCAAGCAGCUCAUCGGAAACUUCUGCUCCACGCAAUAUAUAGGUACAACAAAAUUUCUUCCAUUCGUUUGCUGAUCCAGGAGAAGAAUAAAGAAGCCUAUGCCUGGUGGAAAGCAAGUGAAAUGUUUGUUGUAAUGUCACUCUUGUUCUUUAGAUAGAAAUAAUAGGGGUAGUAGCUACAAGGGCCAGUAUGCAUGACUGGGUAGAAUUGCCUUCGGAUGGAAAACAAACCCUUUUUUGAAAUACUUUUAUUAUUUUUUAAAAGAAUAUUUAUACAUGAUUUUAUUUAACAAGUCAAUUAGUUUUUUUAUAAAAAAAAAAAUCAAUA